AUGUUUGAUUUCAUUCGCCGGAAUGACCCCCAUGUCCGCCUUGCCCUCCAAGAUAUUUCUAAAUCUUUAGCCAUUCGUGCUUUUAUCAUCGACAUCUUCUGCUUUGCUCAGCCAAUCACGAAGGAACUCGGCAUUCUCACCUACUACUUUUACACCUCUGGCGCUGCAGCUCUUGUAGUUUUUCUGUAUUUCCCAAAAAUCGGGGAACAAACCACCAAGAUCUUCAAGGAUCUGACCGAGAUUGUUUUGGAGUUUCCCGGGUUGAAGUCUCCCCUAAAUGCCCCCCAUAUGCCUGAGGCAAUGCUUGACCGAGAUGACCCUUUGUAUUGGGACAUGGUCUACUUCUGUUCCCACCUUCUCAAAUCUAAUGGGAUCUUAGCCAACAUGUUUGAAGAGCUCGAGCCUGCUGCAGUUCUCAAAGCCAUUAUUGAAGGUCUUUAUGUUCCUGAUGCUCCCACUCCUCAUGUCUACUACAUCGGGCCGUUGAUUGCUGAAGAAAAAGAAUCUUGGGAUUCUGCAGAGGCAGAAGGGGCUCAAUUGAAUGAGAUAGCAGAUGGGUUGGAGAAGAGUGGACAAAGGUUUUUUUGGGUGGUGACAAAGUCUCCCCUCGAUGAGAAAACCAAUCUGGUCUUUGAAGUACAUGACUUUAAUUUAGAGGGUUUUUUGCCAAAAUGGUUCUUGGAGAAAACCAAAGAUAGGGGCUUGGUGGUGAAGUCAUGGGCACCGCAAGUUGCGGUAUUGAAAAAGGAAUCGGUAGGCGGGUUCGUGACGCAUUAUGGGUGGAACUCGAUGCUUAAAGCAGUGAUUGCUGGCAUGCCAAUGGUGGCAUGGCCGCUCUAUGCAGAGCAGCAUUUGAAUAGGAGUGUUUUGGUGAAGGACAUGGAAAUGGCAAUUGCUGUGGAGCAAAGAGAGGAAGAUGGGUUUGUGUUUGGGGAUGAAUUGGAGAAAAGCGUUAGGGAGUUGAUGGAGUCAAAAAAAAGGGAGAGACCUUAA
This is a messenger RNA of Prunus armeniaca (apricot), 993 nucleotides long. NCBI's taxonomy places the organism in Eukaryota, Viridiplantae, Streptophyta, Magnoliopsida, Rosales, Rosaceae. The record is from the annotation of a GenBank genome assembly.